UGUUUGUUAUUAUGUUAAAAUAUUUGGUUUUCUUUUUUGUCUUUCGCGUGUGCAUGUUGGCUAGUGUUGGGAACUUUGACAAUCCGUUUGUCGAGAUUAACGCUGAUGAUAGUGAGGGGAUAGGUGGUGAUAUCAUCAAUGGGGAUUUCUACCAAACUGUCAAAAGUUACUACUGUAAAUCUACGAGCACUGCCAACCAGGAGCUCCUAGUGUAUGGUUCAAGUGCCUGGACCUUCCCACUUCAAGAUGUCAAUCUCACGUUGCAGUAUCCACCGAGUAACGGUCAGACAGAAUCGGACGAAGAGUACACGAUAACGGAGCUGCGGGUGAUGCUGUACAUGGAAGGGCACAACAGCCGCGGGUACAUCACUAAAGGGGGGUUGAUGCAGAACAACAUAGGCAUGACAUUCAUAGUGGGCAACGUGACGCGGCUGUCCUACCACUUCUGGCUGUAUGGGGUGCCGGAUCUACCGUCCUCAGCCACGGAGAACUACAACGCUAUGCACCAUCAGAUGUGCUGAAGAAGAGAAUUUAUAGAUUUGAAUUCUAUGGA
Aricia agestis (brown argus) is the source of this 553-nucleotide messenger RNA. RefSeq lists its product as uncharacterized. The transcript has 4 exons. NCBI's taxonomy places the organism in Eukaryota, Metazoa, Arthropoda, Insecta, Lepidoptera, Lycaenidae. The coding region runs from base 12 to 521 and encodes 169 amino acids. The record is from RefSeq and is a predicted model, not a curated record.